Magallana angulata is the source of this 803-nucleotide messenger RNA. RefSeq lists its product as uncharacterized. NCBI's taxonomy places the organism in Eukaryota, Metazoa, Mollusca, Bivalvia, Ostreida, Ostreidae. The record is from RefSeq and is a predicted model, not a curated record.
AUUACGAGGAUCCAGCUUGGACCUACGUUUAUGUACCGGCAUACAGCUACGAUGACGAACCUUUGGGUUUCUUCAUCAACCCAAGGGAAAACAUGUACAGCGGUGUCCGAAGUUACGAUGACAGUACCUUCGACAUUCGUCGUCGUCGCUACAUCUUGGAGGACCAGCUUCUUGGAGAUGACUGGGACUACAUCCCGCUUCCCAGACGACACGCUUCUCCCGUGAGGCGGCGCUCGCGAUCUGUAUCACGAGAGUACGUUCCUGUAUCCUACCAAGAAAACAGAAGUCGUCUGCCCUCUCCCGCCCCCGUCGCCUCUGUUCCCACCUUCCGAAGAUCUCCCUCUGCAGGUAAAUACGCCAGACAGCUAAGGUUUGACAGUAGAACCAGAUGGGUCCCAUUCCCAUCUCCAAAAGAAGAUGAAUUUUCCGUAAACCUUGACCUUAAAACGGACGCAUUGAACCGUGUCCUCCUACGGCGAGACAUUGACACCGCGCUGCGAUCAUCGUACGCCAACAAGGGGAGAUCGGCGGUGCGUUCGAAGAGGGAUUUUGAUCUAUCAGAGUUGCAAAGGCUUGAUAGAAAGCAAGAUCAAAUUUCGAGAUAUCUUAGAGAUUUUAAGCGUGAUGCUAUCAGAGCAAAAUAUCAAAGCAAAUUUAGAUAUUACUGAGGAGACGAUGAAGAGGAAACUAUAUGUUUAAGCAGCCUUUGACCUUUUAGAUUGUUACUCUGAAUGUUAUGAACUUAAAAGCAACUGUGACGGUAUUUAUGCUUUUCAUGCAUUAAUAAAGAAUGCCAAUAUCCA